Molecule: messenger RNA, 8924 nt
Organism: Mus musculus (house mouse)
Lineage: Eukaryota; Metazoa; Chordata; Mammalia; Rodentia; Muridae
Gene: Zfp329
Product: zinc finger protein 329
Exons: 2
Coding region: 2547-4115 (522 amino acids)
Biological process (GO): negative regulation of transcription by RNA polymerase II
Cellular component (GO): nucleus
Molecular function (GO): sequence-specific DNA binding
Source: RefSeq, a predicted model, not a curated record
CACUUAAAUCAACAAUAACAAAAACCUGGCUAUGUGGGUGUACCAUGUAGUUUAUCCUCUGAAGGGAUAUAGUUAAGUUUUUUUUUUUUUUUUUCUUUUUCUUUUUCUUUUUCUUUUCUUGAGACAGGGUCUCACCGUUUAACCUUGGCUUGACAGGAACUUGCAGUGUGGACCAGGCUGGCUUGAACUCAGAGAUCCACCCAUCUCUGCCUCCUGGGUGCUGGGAUUUAAGGUCAGUGCCACCAUGCCUGUCAAGUUUAGAAUUUUUUUUUUUAAAGAUUUAUUUAUUUAUUUAUUUAUUAUAUGCAAGUACACUGUAGCUGUCCCCAGACGCACCAGAAGAGGGCAUCAGAUCUCAUCAUGGGUGGCUGUGAGCCACCAUGUGGUCGCCAGGACCCGAACCUCGGACCUUCGGAAGAGCAGUCGGGCGCUCCCACCCACUGAGCCAUCUCACCAGCCCGAGUUUAGAAUUUUUUUCAUCAAUGCCCCCCAGAAGAAAACUCAUUAACUAUCACUUUUAUCUUCUCCAUUUCUCUUUGAUAUAGCCUUUUUUUUUUUUCCCCCGAGACAGGGUUUCUCUGUGUAGCCCUGGCUGUUCUGGAACUCACUUAGUAGACCAGGCUAACCUCAGACUCAGAAAUCAGCCUUGCCUCUGCCUCCCAAGCGCUGGGAUUAAAGGCAUGUGCUACCGUGCUGGGCUUUUUUGUUGUUGUUGUCUGUUUUGGACAUUUCAUAUACCUAGUUAUAGAAUCUGUAGUCCUUUGUGUCUGGUUUCUUUGACUUAGAAAACAUCUUCAAGACUUAUCCAUGUUGUAGGAUGUAUAUGUAUUUUAUAGCUUUGUAAUACUCUAUUUCUUUUUAUACUUUGUAAUACUUUAUUUCUUCAAUGUAUUUUCUCGUCUUAGAUGUCACAAACAAUUUUUCUGUCUUGUAGAAUAGCUACAUGGAUGUGGAAGUGAUUAUUGCCUCUUAGUGGAUGUGGCUUUAAUUUGUAUUUUUCUCAUGGCUAGUGAUAUUGAGCUUUUUUUUUGGUAACCUAGCAAGUGAGCCUUUACCAAACCUGUCCAUCUUUUUGGACUUCUCAGACUCCAGGACUGUGAGGUAUAAAUUUUUUUAAUUGAGAUCAUGAGACUAUUAUUUAUUUGAAUUUCGAAAGCAUUCUAAAGUAAGACAAGAUCUUUGCUUUGUUCGUUAAAAGAAAUGGGUUGUUGUCAUACUUUGUCUGCCUGUCUGUCUAUCUAUCUUUCUAUCUGCCUGUCUGUCUAUCAAGCUGGGUAGGUAUCAAGUUUGUUUUCCAUACUGCUUUUGUUUUCAUUUUUAUUUGCUUUGUGUUUGCUAUUCUCCUGUUGAUUGGUUGUUAGCUUGACUGCAUUGUAUCCAGUAGACUGGUCUCUUGUGCUGUUGUCUGGCCUUUGUUCAGUAUGUUCUUUGGUUAAAGGAAUGUUUCACAUGUGCUUAGAAAACAUUUGGCUUUCAUUGUACAUUGCUUUUCAUCUGGCUUACAAGGCUGGCUACUGAACAUUUUUGCUGUUUGUCCCUGUCCAGCAGUUUUUCUGAAUGUCCAUUUCUGAAAGGAACUAAGCCCUUUGUUUUAUUUGUAUAUAUUGAUUUCUUCUUCCGAUUGUAGAUGCCUUUCCUCUGUUUUGACGUUCAUUACUACUGUUGUAUCGAACUGUGACCUUAUCUGGUCAGCACUGCUUUUCUUUUCAGCACUGGAUUGGAUGUAUCCAUUUAUCAUUUCUUUUUCUUCCUGUUCCCUCCUUCCUUCAGUCCCUCCUCCUUUGAAGAAUUGCUUUUGCUUUUUCUGAAUUUGUUAUUUUUGUAAUUUGUUAUUUUUUACUCUCAUUUCCAUAUCUUGGUUAACAUAGUAGGUUUUCUCUUCAGUACUUCAAAAGAAACUUUCCAUAAUUCUUGGUUUUCUACUUUGAUACUUUGAUAUUGAGUAAUCAUGACCAGUCAUGUUAAACUCCAUCUUCACUAUUAUUGGUCUGUUCUUUUCCUUCCUUUUUCUUUUUUUAAAAUUUCAUUUUAAGAUCAUUCAGUAAGGGGUUACAGAGAUGGCUCAGUGGUUGAGAGCACUGGCUUCUUUGCAAGAGGACCUGGGUUCAAUUCCCAGUCCUUACAUAGUGGCUCACAAUCAUUUGUAACUCUAGCUCCAGGGAUCCCACAUGUUCUUCUGGUCUCUGCAUGUAUGGCCUUUUACAGAUAUGCAUGCAGUUCCCAGACAUACAUGCAGAAAAAGCACCUAUACACAUAAAAUAAAUUAGAAAACAGGUCAUUUCGUAGGUAUUGAUUAUUCACUUGUCCUCAUUAAGACUUAUGUUUCUGAGGUAACCAUGAUUAUAUGUUCAUACUGGAAGGGAAAGUAAGCAGUUUUAUGUUUUAUGUUUUAACAGCUGGUACCAAGUUAUCCAGCCAUGCGGACUGAAUAAACACAGGCUUUAACUAUCAUACUGUGUGCCAGCUGAGCUUUAAUAUGGAACACGAGACUGAAAAUAAAAGCUCAGAAUGUUCCUGAAGAAGAAAGUAUUUCCUUUGAGGUAGAAAUGGAGGGAUUUACAAGAGAGGCUCCCUGCUUCCCCAUUUUAGGUGAUAAUUGGGACUGUGAGAACCAGGAAAGAAAUUUGAGGCAAUCUCCUUUAAUUGAUGAGAAAACAGAGGCACAGGAAGCAAAUUGUGGCCAUGUUAAUUUGGGGGAGCAUUUGAGUACAAAUCCAGCCCUUCUACCCUCUCAGAGAGUUCCUGGGACAAACGGCUUCCAUGUUUUUAACUCAGAUAUUAAAACUUUUGAUUGUGACCAAACCUUACAUAGUUGCCCUCCAAGUUAUGCAGUUAAGGGAACUGCUGACGGCGAUGCUUGUGAGAAAGCCACCCAACCUUCCAUGGAAGCCACUCAACUUGUAAGAAACCAAAUGAGAGAGAAAUCCUAUAAAUACACAGAAAGUGUUAAAUCCUUAAACCACUUUACCACUGCCCUUUGUGAUAAAAAAAUUAAGAAAAGAAGCAAGAGAUUUUAUAAAGGUAAGGACUUUGGGGACAUCUUAGCCCUGAGCUCAUCUCUUAAUGAAAAAAGAAGUCAUUCUGCUGAGAAACCGUAUAAAUGUGCCGAAUGUGGCAAGUGCUUCAAACGGAACUCCUCUCUGGUUUUACACCAUCGGACUCACACUGGAGAGAAACCGUAUACCUGUAAUGAUUGCGGAAAAUCAUUCUCCAAGAACUACAACUUGAUUGUACAUCGAAGGAUUCAUACAGGAGAGAAACCCUAUAAAUGCAGUAAGUGUGGGAAAGCUUUCAGUGAUGGGUCAGCACUGACACAACACCAGAGGAUUCACACAGGUGAGAAGCCUUAUGCAUGUCUAGAUUGCGGAAAAACGUUCAACAGAAAUUCAUCCCUGAUUUUGCAUCAAAGAACUCAUACAGGGGAAAAACCAUAUAGAUGUAAUGAAUGUGGGAAGCCCUUCACUGACAUUUCUCACCUUACUGUGCAUCUCAGAAUCCACACUGGAGAGAAGCCCUAUGAGUGUAGCAGAUGUGGAAAGGCUUUCCGAGAUGGCUCAUACCUCACUCAGCAUGAGAGGACACACACUGGAGAGAAGCCUUUUGAAUGUGUAGAGUGUGGGAAAUCCUUCAGUCGCAACUCUCACCUCAUUGUGCAUCAGAAAAUUCAUUCUGGGGAGAAGCCCUAUGAAUGUAAAGAGUGUGGGAAAACUUUCAUUGAGAGUGCAUAUCUCAUCAGGCAUCAGAGGGUCCACACUGGUGAGAAGCCGUACGGUUGUAACCAGUGUCGUAAACUCUUCAGGAACAUUGCUGGACUUAUCCGGCACCAGAGAAUUCAUACUGGUGAAAGGCCUUAUGAGUGCAAUCAGUGUGGUAAAGCUUUUAGGGAUAGCUCCUGUCUGACCAAGCAUCAGAGAAUUCACACUAAGGAGACUCCAUACCAGUGUCUGAAGUGUGGAAAGUCCUUCAGACAGAACACUCACCUGGUAGUACAUCAGAGACUUCAUAACAGAGAGGGUCCCAGCCAGUGUCCUCACUGUGGGAAAAUAUUUAGAAGGAGCUGGUGUCUUGCCCGACAUCAGAGAACACACCUUGAAGAGCAGCCCACGGAAACAUAAUGGACAUGGGCCAUGCUGUCCUUGAGUGAACAAAGGAUUUGUUUUCAGAUGUGACUUCCCUUGCUCGCAGAAAAGAAUUCUUUAUAUAUAUAAAAAAAUUAAGUACGAGAUAUUCUAUAAUUGCAUUAACACUGUUAUUAGGGAACUCCUGAAGAGAGGACUGAAAGGUAGUCAAUGUAGGAAAGGCUUCAGGGAUGAUUCAGCCUAUACCAAACACGUAGCGCAUACACUGAAAUAAAGCACCGUCAGCGAGGAAGGCAUUUUCCUAGAGACACUCAUUUACCUUUACAUCAGGAUACUGAAACUGGAAAGAACCUGUGAAGUCAUUCAGUAGGUAACCAGACAUCUUGAACAGUAUCACCUUAUUGUAUGCAAGCAAAUGUUUAUUAUAGAGUCAAAGCUUGGAAGUGUUAUUUGGGAGUGACACUUUUGUCAGUUUGUACUUUCCUGUUUCCAUAAAGGCGUAGUGGUGGGACGUCUUACACAGUGCUCUACAAACUACCACAGGCUGUAGCUAGGGUUUUCUGUUUGAAUGCACUUCUGUUUUAUGGUCCCGCCAGAACACAGAUGACGCAUUUAGUGAGGUGAAACUGGAUAUAGGACUUGCUUGUGAUUGAAAUGAAGUUGACCCUCUUAAGACUAAAAUACUCUCCGUGGUGGAAAGGGCUGCUUCUAAGAAAUAGGAUCCAUUGCUUUAGGCGUUGAACAAGAAAAUAUUGAAUUGUAUUUCAGUUAUCACCUGCCUUCACUGUUGUUAAUUAUUUCAGAUACUAGUUUGUGUAGAGUUCAGGUCCUUUGAAGCAAAAUCCAAAGGUUUCAUUGCCAUCCUAAAAAUACUCAGAUCAUUGUAAAAGAAGGCGUAAAAGUAGAUUUAUUGUUACUAUAAUUAUGGUCGUAUUUGGUUGUAGGUUAGCAGUGGAAGAUAGAAUUAAGUGGCUUCUUAGGAGACUACAAUUGUGUUCUUUUUCCUUUUUAUUUAUACAGUUUUAUAUAAUAAUUUGGUAACGUAUAUAAAAGUGAAGCUAAAAGGAAACAAAUUUGGAGUCUCUUAGAUCUUUGCCAGUGGAUAGAGGCCAAAGAUACUGUCAGACAACCUACAAAGGCUAGAUCAUGGCUACAGGAAGCCAUAAGCAACUCCAGGUGUAUACUGACAGAUGCUUCUCUGGAAUCAGAGCGUCCCGAAGCCUAGAAUCAUUUCUUUUGGAAUUUUGGAUAUAAAGAUUAUGGCAUUGUGGAGGGAGAGGCGUAGGAGUCUAAGGAUAGGGAAGAGAAAGUUAAAGAAAAAUCUGGAAUAAUCUUACCAUGUCCUUUCCCAGUGCAGUGUUAGCUGACUGAAAGCUCGACAGUUUGGUUGAGAGCUUGAAAGGCCUCUGAUUCCUCCUGGAAAUUUUGACUUGAUCCUGUCUUCUACCUUUUGGUUCCUGUGAAGAGAGAAUCAUAAGCCUGUUUUGAGAUGAUUAAGACUGUUGAGUAGAUUCAUAAGGAAGUUAGACAUCUCAGUCUUCUGUAUGCAUGCCCUUGACAGCAAGAUGGUUAUCAUAUGAUGGGGAUAGAGAGAGAGUGGUAGACAGCACUUGUUAUUCUUCCAGAGGACCUGGGUUUGGUUCCUAGCACCCGUAUGAUGGGAAGGGACUGGUGCCUAGUGAGUAGAGGCCAAAGAUAUUGUCAGAUAUCCUACAAAAAUAGUCCUUGGAACAGUUAUUAUCUCAGAAUAUUAUUGAGUACUGUGAUUGGUAUACACACACACACACACACACACACACACACACACACACCACACAAUCAUUUGUAGCUUACAGAUUGUCUCUAUAAUGAACAAUAUUGAACUGUAUUUCAGUUGUCACCUGCCUUCACUGUUGUUGAUUAUUUCGGAUACUAAUUUGUGUAGAGUUCAGGUCCUCAUGUUAUGUGUAUGAAUAAGGCAUUAGCAAAUACCUAGUGGACUGUCUAUAUCACUCAAGGGUGCAGCACUUUGGUGUCUGUUAUUCUCAAGUAAAACAUGCAUGUACCAUUAGUGUUAGUAGUGUCCCUGCUUCUUGAUACUGCAUUUCAGAUUCUGGAACAAGAAACCUGAGGGAAGCACCGCAAGGAAGAGGUGUCAACUCUGAAAUUGUAGUAAGUUCACAUGGGAUUUGUGUGAGGGUGAACUGUUUCCCCUUGCUCUUUUCUAAACCUAGUUUUCUCAGAUGAGCAGGGAAAACUGGUGUAGCGAAAAUGACGGCUGUAUAGAAGGUGGACACUUUUGACUAAAGGGGGAAAGGUGAGAUUUGAGUUGGGAGAGUUCCAGAUGACUUCCAGUGCAACCUGGGCAAUUUUCAGUCGUAGGCCUGACUGGGGAACAGACAGAAGAGUAUAAUGGAAUAUCAGGACAAGUAUCCUGUAAUCACACAGCCCUUAAAUAGGUAGAGAAAACUUGGGCUGGAAUCAGAUGGAGAAAGUGAAUAUAGAGUAUUUCAAAGACUGAACAUUAUUUUACUUUUCCUGACUUUGAACAGUGCUUAACUUACUGUUCCUGGCUUUAAGGCUGGAGAAUCCACAUAUGAGUGGCUUCUGAAAGCCAGAGAGGCAAGAAAGUGCAUCCUUCCCCCCGAGUCUCCCCAGAAGGAACUAUUCCUGUCCUUACAGUCUGUUGAAUACCUGAUGUGCGGUUUUAAGCCACGUUUUUUUUGUUUGUUUGUUUGUUUUUGUUUUUGGGUUUUUUUUUUUUUUUUUUGUGGUAAUUUGUUAUAUUAUCUGUAGGUGAUAAACUUCACUUGAUAGUUCUUUUUAGACUCCUGACAGAAGUGUGUUCUUUUACCAAGCAAGUUAAGUAAACCAACCCUUUCCACUCCAUAGCAACAAUUUUUUUUUAAAGGAAAAGAAGACUUAUUUUGCCUCUGUUGGCCUCUGUGAGUUCACCACUUUAACAGCCUUGAAUUUUAUUACUCGUUUAGAGAUUUAAAUACUAUGAAUGUUCAUGGGCAUGGUGGCAUACACCUUUAAUGCCAGAACUCAGGAGGCAGAAGCAGGUGGAUCUCUGAGUUUGAGGCCAGCCUGGUUUACAAAGUGAAUUCCAGGACCGCUAGGGGCUACAUAGUGAGACCCUGACCCAAACAAUAAGAAAUAAUAAUAAAAUAAGUUCUGUAAGUAGCCAUUUGUGGAAAGAAAUCUCAGAAAAGAUAGAGUAACUUUCUUGUAACUUUAAUCCCAUCCCCGUCUGCUUGGUUGGCCAAGAAGGAGGCAUAUUUCAGCCUCAUCAAGCAUGUCUGGAGCCCAAGAAUGUGUCAGUGCCAGAGCAGAUUUUACCUCCAACAUGGAGAUGGGGAACAUUUAAAAUUAUGCUCAGUGUCUUAACUAGUUAACAUUAACCUAUAUCCUUUUGAUUUUCAAGUUAUCAGUGCUCAAGUAUGCCUGCCUGCAGACUGCUCAUCAACUUCAUGUCUUUCUUAUUUCAGCAACUGUAUGGAGUACGUGCAGUAAGAGUUGGUACUGUAGCAGAAGGCAGAACAAGGUGUUUGCAGUUCAGCAGGGGAGAAGAAUAAUUGCACAGCAUGUAUCAGAUGGUGGUUGAUGCCUGAGAGAAAAGUAAAGCUGAGAAAGGGGAUGGGGUGUCUAUGUUGGAUAAAUAUGAUUACAGUUUUAAAAAGCUUGAUCAUUCAUUUCCUUUCCCAAUGAAAGGCAAUUACAUGUGUGAUAUGUAAGGGGUAUGAUGUCAUGCAACAAGAGGUUAGGAUUUAGGGAUGAGAAACCUUCCACCAUGUGAGUUACAGGGAGGAACAAGUCAGAGAUGGAACGUCUUCAUGAGUCACACACAGUUAAAGAAAUGGCUUCAUUGCAGAGACAGGUAUGGAGAACAAAGCUUUGUGCAAGGGUAAACCCAUUUACAGGAAAACAUCUAAUCUAUGAUUCUGAAGAUAAUGGUUUCAGAAUAUGAACAAUGAAGUCCUAGCCAAAAAAAAAAAAAAAAAAAAAAAAAAAAACCAAGUAAAUAAGUUUAUACUUGUAUCUAUGCUUUAAUAACCAUAGGUAUUCAGCAUUAAUGGUCAUUUCUGAUAAAAUAGACUAGUGUUCAAGUUUUUAAAAUUAAAGGGACUAUUCAGUGGUUCAUGAUAUUCUCACAAGUUGAGUCACUUCCAUUCUGUAAUUUCAGGACAUCUUUCUUUCUCUCUCUUUCUUUCUUUCUUUCUUUCUUUCUUUCUUUCUUUCUUUCUUUCUUCCUUCCUUUCUUUCUUUCUUUCUUUUAGAUUUAUUUAUUAUUAAACACAAGUACACUGUAGCUAUCUUCAGACACACCAGAAGAGGGCAUCAGAUUUCAUUAUGGGUGGUUGUGAGGAAAUUUUUCAUUAUCCAUAGAAAAGCCCUUUGUACAUAUUAGCAUCCUCCCAUUCCUCUGACUCUGUCAAUCACCAGUCUCUUUUCACUGUGCAUUUGCCAAUUCUUUACAUUGCAGAUCAAUGGAAAAAUAAGACAUGUGGCCCUUUGUAACUUCAUUUCAUUUAGCAUAAUGUUCUAAAGGUUCAUGUUGUAUGUUCAAGGUCCUUUUUGUGGCUGAAAAAUAUUUUGCCAUAUGAUUAAAACCUUAUCUUGCUUAUUGGUUGAUGGACAUUUCAGCUUCCUUUUUUUUGGCUACUAAGAAUAGUGCUGUCCUAAAAACAUACAAACUCAUGUGCCAAUAAAUUUUCAGUACUCUUGGGUAGAUGCUUAGGAGUGGAAUUGCUGGAUCUUUGUUUGCUUUUUUGAGGAAAUGAUGUUCACUUUACGUUUGACUGAUGUAUGACUACUUUGACUUCUUCAUGUCCUUACCAAUAUUAAUUUAUUUUUUUUGCCCUA